This is a messenger RNA of Tyto alba (common barn owl), 5989 nucleotides long. It is a transcript of the gene CNGB1, whose product is annotated as cyclic nucleotide gated channel subunit beta 1. Gene Ontology annotation, cellular component: plasma membrane; photoreceptor outer segment; intracellular cyclic nucleotide activated cation channel complex. The transcript is spliced from 33 exons. Gene Ontology annotation, biological process: monoatomic cation transmembrane transport; retina homeostasis. Lineage: Eukaryota; Metazoa; Chordata; Aves; Strigiformes; Tytonidae. The record is from RefSeq and is a predicted model, not a curated record. The coding region runs from base 286 to 3909 and encodes 1207 amino acids. Gene Ontology annotation, molecular function: intracellularly cGMP-activated cation channel activity; intracellularly cAMP-activated cation channel activity; cGMP binding.
GGGAAGAGUGUGGGUGGAGCAGCCUCAGGCACAUCACCCUUGCAUCGCCCCACGGGGUUUCAGCAGCCCCGUUGCUGCUCAUCUGCGCAUCCCUGUACCUGCCUGCGCCUGGGCGAGGCGACAGCCUUCCCCGCAGCGCUGCCGGACGGAGAAACAGAACGCCAAGGACCUUUUUGGGCUGCCCUGUGGACAGCGUGAGUGGCUGGGGUUCCCUGGGGAGCGUGCACCACUGCUGCUGGCCUCUUGCUGGCCAGAGACCCCUCCUCGCUACCUGCAGACUGUGGGAUGCUGAGCUGGAUCGAGCGAGUGGUUCCCCAGCCCCCGGCGCCCCAUCCGACAGAGGAGACGCCCCCGGCCCCAGUGCAGGACCCGGAGCCGGAGAAGGCACCAACAGGAAAAGCCAGUGGCCCUGGGGAUGCUGCUGACCACGCACACACCGAAGAGGUGGAUAAGAAUGUGGGACCUGCAGUCCCCGAGGACCCAGGCACUGUGUUUGAGAGCGUGGGGAGCAGUGUGUUCUCCUGGAUCUCCCAGGGACUGGAGAAGGUGAUUCCCCAGCCGGCCCCGGCGAUGCUGCAGGCACCUGGGAAGAGCUUGGAGACAAGCAUUGACGUUCCUGAUCAGACGGAGGUCCAGAUCCUCAGGGACAAGGAAGAGAAUGCUCUGGUGAUAACCCCCGUCAAUCCGGAGGAGACCAAACCGGAUGACAAGCCUGAGGCCAGCUCAGAUACCAGCACGGAGGAGUGGGCAGGAUCACGGGUGCUCAGCUGGUUGGUGCAGGGCUUCGAGAGGAUAGUGCCGCAGCCAGAGAUGCCGAAAAAAACGGAGCCGGAGCCGAAGGAGCAGAAAUGUGAAGCUGUAGCGGGAGGCACAAAAGGGACUGAUGCCCAGGCACAGUCAAAAAGCAGUGCUGCAGCCGCCCAGAGCGUCCCAGUAGCAGUGGAGCCAGCAGCGGCCAAGGCACAGCCGGAGCCAGUGGCCACCCCCGUCCCUCAGUCCCCCGCUGGGGACGGCAGCAGGAUGUUUGCCUGGUUUAUCCAGGGGCUGGAGAAGGUGAUGCCGCAGCCGGUGACCAGGGAGAAGAAGGACGCCGAGGGAGUGGCCGCAGCAACCUUGAGUCCUGUGGAAGAAAUUCAUAUUGUCCCUGAGGAACCUGAGGAGACUGACCUCGCCCUGGAAGAGAUCGAUGAUGACUGGAUUAAUGAAGCCACAUGUGAGAUGAUGGCCUGGGAUCGCGAGGCUGAGCUGGUGACAGAUGAUCAUCCUCUUCCCCCCAUACAGGAGGAACCUCAGGAAGAAGAAAACAGGAUAUGGGUGUGCUCCCUGAUCACUGCUGAGGAGAAGGAGGAGGAAGAGGAAAAGGAGGAGGAGGCGGGGGGGGAAGAAGAGGAGGAAGAGAAGAACAAGGUGGAGGAGGAGGAAGAGGAGGUGGAGGAGAGUGCAGGACCCCUGCUCCAGUCGCCUUGUCUCACCACUGAUGAGGGUGUGGAUGAAGUCUACUUUGUAGAGGAGGCCCUCCGGUUUGAGCAGUUGGAAGAAGCUGAGAUAAGUGAUCUCGAAGGCGCUUUUUUACAGGUGGAAGAGGAGACAGCUGAAGCCACUGAAACCGACGCUGAAGGAAAUUACCCCGCUGUGGACAUCAAGGACGUGGACAGCGAAGGCGAUGCUGCGGAGAAUGACGGUUCCCACCUGCCAGUGCCCACCCCCAACGCUCCCAACAUGCUGACGGUGCCUGGCACGGCCCCGCCAUCCCCCAGGAGGAAGCUGCUGUCCCCUGAGGAUGGGCUGGACAAGGGACCAGUGAGCCAGUUGCCCACCCAAGCACUGCUGGACCGGGACAAGGAGCAGAGGGAAAGCCUGCCCGAGCGCAUUGGUUCAGCCACGAGCCUGAGCAGUGCCAUCGUCAACAACCGGCUCCAGGAGCUGGUGAAGCUCUUCAAAGAGAGGACUGAGAGGGUGAAGGAGAAGCUGACCGACCUCGAUAUCACCUCGGAUGAUGAGAGCCCUGCCACAUCCCCCGCCAAGCCGGCGCCUGCGCCAGCACCGGUGCCUCCCCCCGCAGGGGCGCCGGCGGGGGACAAGGCAGCAGGCGAUGAGCACUACUGCGAGAUGCUGUGCUGCAAGUUCAAGCGCCAGCCCUGGCUGUACCAACUGAAAAAUUACCAGUUCCCCAGCAGCAUCGACCCGCUCACCAAUCUGAUGUACGUGCUGUGGCUGUUCUUUGUUGUCAUGGCCUGGAACUGGAACUGCUGGUUGAUCCCUGUCCGCUGGGCUUUCCCCUACCAGACGCCGUCAAACAUCCACUGCUGGCUGUUCAUGGAUUAUCUCUGCGACCUCGUCUAUCUGCUGGACAUCCUCGUCUUUCAGAUGCGGCUGCAGUUUGUCCGAGGGGGAGACAUAAUAACCGAUAAAAAGGCCAUGAAAGAGAACUACAUGCGAUCAGAACGCUUUAAGAUGGACAUGAUGUGCCUCCUGCCCCUGGAUUUCUUCUACUUCAAAGUUGGUGUCAACCCACUCUUGCGUUUUCCUCGAUGUCUGAAGUAUAUGGCCUUCUUCGAGUUCAACAACCGCCUGGAGUCUAUCAUGAGCAAGGCAUACAUCUACAGAGUGAUUCGGACCACUGCCUAUUUAUUGUACAGCCUUCACGUCAACUCCUGCCUCUACUACUGGGCAUCAGACUACGAAGGACUGGGCUCUACCAACUGGGUCUAUGAUGGAGAAGGAAACAGCUACAUCCGCUGCUACUACUGGGCAGUCAAGACGCUCAUCACCAUCGGGGGCCUGCCAGACCCCAGGACGCUGUUUGAGAUCAUGUUCCAGCUGCUGAACUACUUCAUGGGUGUCUUUGCUUUCUCUGUCAUGAUAGGGCAGAUGAGAGAUGUGGUUGGUGCUGCUACCGCAGGGCAAACUUACUAUCGGAGCUGCAUGGACAGUACCAUUAAAUACAUGAACUUCUACAAAAUCCCCAAAACUGUUCAGAACCGGGUGAAAAUGUGGUACGAGUACACGUGGCAGUCGCAAGGCAUGCUAGAUGAGUCAGAGCUACUGGUGCAGCUGCCGGACAAGAUGAGGCUGGACAUUGCCAUCGAUGUGAACUACAACAUCGUGAGCAAAGUGGCCCUCUUCCAGGGCUGCGACAGGCAGAUGAUCUUUGACAUGCUGAAGAGGCUCAAAUCGGUGGUCUACCUGCCUGGUGACUACGUGUGUAAGAAGGGAGAAAUCGGCCGCGAGAUGUACAUUAUCCAGGCAGGACAAGUGCAGGUGCUGGGGGGACCCGACGGCAAAACCGUGCUCGUGACUCUGAAACCCGGAUCUGUGUUUGGAGAAAUAAGCUUGCUGGCGGCAGGAGGGGGAAAUCGCCGAACAGCAAACGUCGUAGCUCAUGGCUUUGCAAACCUUUUCAUUCUGGAUAAGAAGGACUUGAACGAGAUUUUGUUGCAUUAUCCAGAGUCUCAGAAGCUGCUGCGUAAGAAGGCCAAGAAAAUGCUGAACGGCAACAAUAAACGCAGAGACGAGAAAGGAGCGCCUGGAGACCCCCUGAUCAUCCCUCCAAAAGUUGACACCCCAAAGCUCUUCCGGGCUGCCCUGGCUGCCACGGGGAGGAUGGGGAGCAAAGGGCCACUGGCGCAGCUCCGGUGGAGGCUGAAGGAGCUGAAGGCCAUGCAGGCAUCACAGGAUUCCAGCUUCAGUCCGGUCCCACCAAAAUCACCAGUGCACAAGAAAUCGCCUGUCGUCUCCCAAAAACCACGUACCCACCUGGGAGAAGAAAUAUUCUCAAAAUCUUCUGAUAGCUUAGUCACCAUUCGUGUGAUUUCUACUGCACAAGAGGAUGAGGAAAUCCUUUCUGCUGAGGUUUCAGAGAAAGAAGAAGAAGAAAAAGAAGAGGAAUUAAAAACAGAGCAGGAGUAGAAGUCAGGCAAAUGCCUGGGGUAGAAGCUUUUUGUCGUUAACAAUUUCCACGCAGUGGCUGUAGGCUUUGCUAAGUGCUGUAGGUAGGAUCUGCCUUUCUUUUUGGCCUAGACCUUCACCCACUGUUGAUAAAACCCUCUGCCAUAUGACCCAGAACCAUACAAGGUUCCUGUGCUCUGGGGAUCUAUUUUUAUUGAGCGUCUUUAUGAAUAUUCCCACUAAAUGUCAGGCCAGCUCUCUUGCUUCAAAAUCCAGCCUUACAGAGAGGGAGCCUUGAAGAAAUUUCUUUUUAUGGCUCUGGAUUGUUAAUGAGUGUUCAGAUAAAGUGUGAAGAGUUAUUCACCUCUGACAGCUGAGUCACCAGCUGGCCAGAAACAACCAGGGAAAAAGAAAAAAACGCAAGGUUUGGGCUCAAGGUUGUCAGCAGCAGCUGGAGAGUGAUUCAUCCAGAAAGGACGUGGACUAUGCUCACAAGCCGAGCACGGGCUGAAAUGUGCUGUCACGAGAAUGGGCUGAGGUCCGUCCCAGCGUGUACAGGCUGCGAGGUGCUCACGGGUCCCAGCAUGGUGCCAAAACCACCUUGGGUCCCAGCAUGGUACCAAAACCACCUUGGGUUUGCUGCUGGGAAGAGUUCCUGCCAGCCAUCCUCCCCAGGGCGGUGGUGGGCUCUCCAUUGCUGGUGGCUCUUUCAGAGAGAUUUGAUGAGCAUUUUUCAGAGAUGGAGAAGCACGAUCCUGAACGAGGAUGUGUUCCUGAAGAUCCCUUCCAGCCCUGGGUUUCCGCGGGUGCACCAACUUGCUGCUGCCCAGAGGGAUAAACUAAGGGAAGGAAGGGAGAAGCCGUGCUGGUUUCCAGCUGGGAUGGGAAGGGAAGCGCAGUGAGUUCUCCCCUCUCCCAGCCCACAUUUCAGAGUCAGGCCGGACCCUGUAGCAUGCAAACAAGCGGGCACAAGCAUGCAGGUCAUUGCUGGACCUCGGUGACCUGCCACAUUUCCAGCAGCCAGUUUCCAGCCCCUUUCAGCCACUGGGUUGGCUCUUGGCCACGUUUCCGAUGGAGAAGUCACGCUGGCCUUGCUCAUCACAGCAACGGGGGGCUUGCGAAGGCGCUCUCCCACCGGUGCUGGGCCGGGGCGCUGGGUGGGAAGGCAGCUGAUGGCUCGAGGUGUCCAAUCUUCCUCCAGCACCACCGGUUCUUCAUUUUCCCCAAACCCAGCGCCAACUGGAGCGAGCCACUGGUGAGCUGAGAGGUGGCAAGAAGCGGCGGGCGAGACGGGGCUGGGUGGGAUGAUGCAGAUCCUCCCCAAGGUCCCAGCUGACCACCUUUCCGCGGCACCGCUGGCUCCGCCUAGAGCAGCCGGGUUCCAUCCUCUGGAGGAAAAGCUGGGGCAGGUUUUGCUGCAGAGAGCAGCCCUGGCGCCACGGCCGAGGAACUUCUCAGGUGUGCAGCAAACACCGUGAGCGGUGCUGCAGGUUUCACAGGUCUGGCCAUGAGACAGCCGGGCUGCUUCGUGGAGGGUGUCAGCGCCGGCGUCACCCCCCCACGCGGGUGAUUCCCCUCCCCACCAGCAGCCUGGGGCUGAGCUUCACCUCCUACGGGGUCUUCUUAUUUUGUUGCGUUUUUUUUUUCCCCUCUCCUGCAAAAUAAAUAGGUUCCUGUGGCAAAAAAAAAAAAAAAAAAAAAAAAAAAAAAAGCCAGAAUAUAUGUUAGUGUUAAUUAACGAUGGCUUGCUCUCUUUUAAACAAAUUUAAUGAGCUCCAAUAUACCGCGGGAGGGUCUAAAGCCACCACUGCCCUUAACGUUGCAGGGAGAAACCUGGACUCACAAUCCUCCCUAAAUACUUCUUGUCCUCAGUCAUUUGCAGGCGGUUUCCUGCUGGGUAGAAGGUUUUGCUGGGGAGUGCAAAGUAUUUUUUUUCACUAUAUAAAUAUUUAUGUAAUCAAACCAGGAAAUGUGCAAAAGUCAAACUGGCGGUCUGGUUUGCUGCUACAAUUUGAUAUGGUUUAGAAAAAGCAUUUAAAUAAAUAGUGGGCUAUAAUGGCUUUCAUAAUUCACUAUAUCUACAAUAAACACUAUGUAGAUU